ACCCCUUUUACUGACUGGGGGGGUACAGUCACUUAGACCUAAGAGUGUGAAUUAGGAAUCGGACUCUGACAGUUCAGAUUUGUCUGAUCAAACCCGGAAGUAAGGCGACUGACUACAUAAACAUGCCAUGCGUCCUGUGAAAUAAAGGCGCAGGCGCGACUGUAAACCAGAAGUUCUGCUAAACUCUGAGACACGAGACUGUAAUACACGACGACCAGAGACUUCUCAGCUGGCAGAACAGAGAAGAAUGGCUCAUUCAGCACGCAUGCCAUUCUGCCCAGAUCUUCCUCUUACUAUUGUUGAGGAAAUUCUUCUAAACCUACCUGGCCAGCAGGUGAUUAAUGUGUGCCGCCUGGUGUGUAAUGACUGGAAGUCGGUUGUGGACAGCACUGCGUAUUGGAGAAAGCGAUUCCGCAGAGAAGGAUUCAAGCCUCUCAGUAUCCCCAGUGUCCCAAGAGAUUGGCAGACCUCCUAUUUUCUAUGUAAGAAGCGCCGGAAUCUGUUGAAGAACCCCAAUGCGAAUGAGAAUUUCACUGGCUGGACAAUCGUACAAAAUGGAGGUCAUAAAUGGGCUAUAGAAAACGUGAUGGAACCUCAUCCAGAUGAAACUGUAACAAAAUGCUUUGUUACCUCUUAUGGGCGAUGCAUAAAAAGCCAACUGAUCAACCUAGAGAAAGAAGGUUACAGUCCUUUGUUUAUGGAUGAAGUACAGCCCAACAUUGUGUUAUCAGACUGGUAUGCUCCACGCUGGGACUGUGGCAGUGUAUAUGAAAUAUGUGUCGAGUUACUCAAUCGCAGGAAGAAGGCAGUCAAGUUCUUUCAACCUGAGCCAGUGACAUUUCCACAAUGGAAUGAUCAGCACUGGGAGCAGAUGACUCAUACGUUUAAGGACUAUGGACCUGGUGUUCGAUUUAUCCGUUUUAAACAUGGAGGGCAGGACACGCAGUUCUGGGCUGGACAUUAUGGAAUACGGGUUACUAACAGUAGUGUGGAAAUUGUCCCAUCAGCUGAAGGAUAUUGCUAAAAUAGUCAUUAUAGUACACAUGCAGGUAAUUUAAGGAAAUAUUUUUGUGUCUUAUGUAAAAAAAAAAAUAAUAAUAAUAAAAAAAUUAUAUAUAUAAAAAUUAUAUAUAUAUAUAUACACACACACAGCGAGCAGCCAUAACAUUGAAAACACUGACAUGUAUUAGAAGCAGGAAAAAUGUGUAAGCAUAACGAUCUGAGCGACUUUGAUAAGGGCCAAAUUGUAAUGGCUAGACGACUGGUCAGAGCACCUCUAAAACAGCAGGUCUUGUUGGGUGUUCCCGGUAUGCAGCGGUUAGUGCCUACCAAAAGUGAUCCAAAGAAGGACAACUAGUGAACCGGUGACUGGGUCAUGGGCGCCCAAGGCUCAUUGAUUCACAUGGGGAGCGAAGGCUAACCCAUCUGGUCUGAUCCCACAAAAGAGCUGCUGAAAAAGUUAAUACUGGUCAUCUGGUUAUGACAGAAAGGUGUCAGAACACACAGUGUAUCGCAGCUUGGUGCAUAGCCACAGACCUGUCAGAGUGCCCAUUCUGACCCUUGUCCACUGCCAAAAGUGCCUACAAUGGGCACAUGAGCAUCAGAACAGAACUGGAGCAAUGGAAGAAGGUGGCCUGGUCUGAUGAAUCACAUUUUCUUUUACAUCAUGUGGAUGGCCGGGUGAGUGUGUGUUGCUUACCUGGGGAAGAGAUGGCACCAGGAUGCACUAUGGGAAGAAGGCAAGCUGGCAGAGGCAGCUGUUACUUUGACAUGUAUCACUAACCACGACAUUGUUGCAGACCAAGUACACCCCUUCAUGGCAACUGUAUUCCCUCUGGCAAUAGUGGCUUCUUUCAGCAGGAUAACGUGCCCUGCCACACUGCAAAAUUGUUCAGGAAUGUUUUGAGGAACAAGACCAAGAGUUCAAGGUGAUGACUUGGCCUCCAAAUUCCCCAGAUCUCAAUCCGAUCGAGCAUCCUGUGGUAUGUGUUGGACAAACAAGUCUGAUCCAUAUUGGCCCCACGUCGCAACUUACAGGACUUAAAGGCUCUGCUGCUAACGUCUUGAUGCCAGAUACCACAGCACACCUUCAGAGGUCUUGUGGAGUCCGUGCCUCUAUGGGUCAGAGAUGUUUUAGUGGCACAAGGGGGACCUACACAAUAUUAGGCAGGUGGUUUUAAUGUUAUGGCUCAGCUGUGUAAUUAUAACAUCCUAACUAUACAUUUUAUUCUAAAUGAUACCGAUUACUGUUAUCUUGUAUACUAACAUGUUUAAAGUAUGUCUGGAUACACAUUAUCUGUCUGCAUUUGUGCUGUUGUAUUAUUUAAUACCCCAUUUACUACCUUACAAUUUAGUUUUAUUGUUGUGUCCUUGUAUUCGUAAUCUCACGUCUUAAUUAAUGUUCACCAAAUUUUGAUAUAUGCAUCAUAUUAAAAUAUCAUACUUAAACUAA
This is a messenger RNA of Ictalurus punctatus (channel catfish), 2452 nucleotides long. RefSeq names its product F-box only protein 6. Gene Ontology annotation, cellular component: SCF ubiquitin ligase complex; cytoplasm. The transcript has 7 exons. Gene Ontology annotation, molecular function: protein binding; ubiquitin protein ligase activity. The record is from RefSeq and is a predicted model, not a curated record. Gene Ontology annotation, biological process: glycoprotein catabolic process; SCF-dependent proteasomal ubiquitin-dependent protein catabolic process. NCBI's taxonomy places the organism in Eukaryota, Metazoa, Chordata, Actinopteri, Siluriformes, Ictaluridae. Bases 248 to 1024 code for a protein of 258 amino acids.